Plasmodium gaboni is the source of this 1569-nucleotide messenger RNA. RefSeq names its product putative inner membrane complex protein 1e. Lineage: Eukaryota; Apicomplexa; Aconoidasida; Haemosporida; Plasmodiidae. The transcript has a single exon. The record is from RefSeq and is a predicted model, not a curated record. The coding region runs from base 1 to 1569 and encodes 522 amino acids.
AUGGUCAAGUGUAAUGAUUCCAGCCAGAGCAAAAAUUGCGGGUACAAUUUUUGCAACGUGAAUGAAGAAGACAGAAAAGAAGAAGGGAUGUUGUCACAGAACGAUAACGAAAAUAUGUAUAAUCCAAAUGAUACUCAUAAUAAUAAUUAUAAUAAUUAUUAUGGUAAUAAUUAUUCUGUUGAAAAAAAUAUGUUCUCACAAAAUAGUAUGAACCAAGAAAAGUACGAAAAUUUUGUAGAUUGUCCUCCCCAAAAUGCCCGUAUCUUAAAACCACUAAUACAAGAAAAAAUUGUGGAAAUUAUGAAACCAGAAAUUGAAGAAAAAAUUAUUGAAGUUCCACAAGUACAAUAUAUAGAAAAGUUAGUUGAAGUACCUCAUGUUAUAUUACAAGAAAAGUUAAUACAUAUACCUAAACCUGUGAUACAUGAAAGAAUAAAAAAAUGUUCAAAAACCAUAUUUCAAGAAAAGAUUGUAGAGGUACCACAAAUUAAAGUAGUAGAUAAAAUUGUUGAAGUACCACAAUAUGUAUAUCAAGAAAAAAUAAUAGAAGUACCAAAAAUUAUGGUACAAGAAAGAAUUAUACCUGUUCCAAAAAAAAUUGUUAAAGAAAAAAUUGUAGAAAUACCACAAAUCGAAUUAAAAAAUAUUGAUAUAGAAAAAGUACAAGAAAUACCAGAAUAUAUACCAGAAGUAGUACAAAAAGAUAUACCAUAUACUCAAAUUGUAGAUAGACCUUAUCAUGUUGAAAAAAUUGUUGAAGUACCACAUGUACAACAUAUAUAUAGAAAUAUUGUUUCACCACAAUAUAGACAUAUACCAAAACCAGUAGAAAUACCUAUGGCACAUUAUAGAACAUUUCCUGUAGAAAAAAUAGUUGAUAGAAAUGUACCUGUCCCUGUAGAAUUACAAAUAGUUCAAGAAUUCUUAUGCCCUAAAAUAGAAGCAAGAUAUAAAGAAAUACCUGUACCUGUUCAUGUUCAACGAAUUAUAGAACAUCCUAUACCAAAAGAUGCUAUGAAUAACCCACACCUAUUACCAUUAUAUUAUCAAGAAGAUAAUAAUAUAGACAUGUCAUCAAAUAAAAAAAACAAUAUCGAACAAAAUAAAAAUAAAAAUUGCUUUAUUUUUAAUCUUAAUAGAAAUUAUUCCAGAAAUUCUAGUCAUGCAAGUCCAUCUGUUGAAUUAUUAUUACAUAAUGAUAAAAGCCAAAAACAAUUUUAUAAUAACCAUAAUAAUAAAAAAACUUCUAUCAUAAGUAAUUCAAAUAAUUUUAAUAACUAUAAUCAAAAUGCUCCUCUCAAUCAAUUUAAUCCUAACGAUAAUAUAAAUAAUAUGGACAAUAUAAUACAUCAUAAUAAUAUACCUUCAAAUGUAAAUUUCAAACAUUUUCAUGAUAAUGUUAUAACACAUAACAAAAUUAAUAAUAAUAUGCCUUAUGAAAAUAACACAGUUCUAAAAAAUAAUUAUUCUGUAAACAUCCCACAAACAUAUACAACAAAAGAUUUCGCAAAUAAUAUUUAUUCCUCACCUUCUCCUGUCCUCUCAUCAUCCCACACUGAGCAUGCAUAA